AUGAACCGCUUGAUAAUUCACGGGCUGCUACUGUUAACAUUGGCAGCUGCAUCGAAAGCAGCAGCAUCACCACCGACAAUACCUCCUGUCUAUGCCAAACCUGGAUGCCCACAUAGUUGUGGGAACCUCAGCAUCCCAUAUCCAUUUGGCACUCGCGAAGGAUGCUUCCUAGAUGAUACUUUCUUCAUAAACUGUACUGUUACCAAGAAUAAUGAUUUUGUGCCAUAUUUGCGACAUGGAAAUGUAAAGGUCCUGAACAUAUCACUUGAUGGUAAGCUUCGAAUCUUCUCCUUGUUGGCCCGCGAUUGCUAUAGCAAAAGCGGGGAAAGAAUAUUUUCUAAUCAACCGUGGAACAGAUUAUUCACAUUCACCCUCUCAUUUUCCCGAAACAAGUUUAUUGCCGUAGGUUGUGACACUUAUGCAUGGGUUGAAGAUCCUGUGGAAUAUAGCUAUGCUACUGGAUGUUUGUCACUCUGUCAGACAAAUGAUUUAAUGGUUAACGGGUCUUGCUCUGGUAGAGGCUGCUGCGAAAGCUCCAUUCCUAAAGGCAUAAGGGAUUACAGUGUUACUGUGAGGAGCUAUAACAACCACACACGAGUAAUGAACUUCAACCCUUGCAGCUACGCUUUUGUCGUUGAAGAUGGUGUGUAUAAUUUUUCUACAUUAGAUCUUGUUAAUUUACAAAACAACAGAAAGGGGUUCCCUGUGGUAAUUGAUUGGGUAAUCAGUAAUAAGGCAUGUAAAGAAGCUCGACAGAACAUAACAGCUUAUGCAUGUAAGGAGAAUAGUGUAUGUCGUGACUCUGAAAAUCUACAUGGGUAUUAUUGUGACUGCCUCAGUGGUUUCGAGGGAAAUCCUUACCUCCCAAAUAGCUGCAAAGAUAUUGAUGAGUGUGAGGACCCUAGCCUCAACCAAUGCAUAUAUGCCAAACAUUGUCGAAAUGAAGUUGGAAGCUAUGAAUGUUUCUGUCCCAAGGGUUACCAUGGCGAUGGAACUAAAAACGGAACAGGUUGUACCGCUCGAGACAAGACAAAAGUUAUCAUCGGUAAGUCCAUAACUAAAAUCUUACCAGGGCAAAGGUGCCUGAAAUUUCUAUUUGUUAAGAGUAAUAAUUUUAAUUUUCUAGGAGCAUGUAUUGCCGUUUCCCUUGCAUUUGCGAUCUUGGCAUUUGUAUCAUGGGGGCUUCAAAGAAGGAAAAUCAACAAGCUUAAAGAGAAAAACUUCAGGAACAAUGGUGGGCUAGUGUUGCAACAAUUACUCUCCAAGAUUGAAAUAUCUGCAGAGAAAGCUAAAAUUUUCACAGAAGAUGAGCUCAAAAAGGCAACGUACAAUUUUAACGAAAGUGAAAUUGUGGGCCGAGGAGGUUUUGGGAUAGUUUACAAAGGAACUCUAGAUCACAAAUCAGUAGCAAUCAAGAAGUCUAAAGUUAUGGACCAUGAUCAGAUUGAACAAUUUGUUAACGAGGUGGUCGUUCUCUGCCAAAUCAAGCAUCCAAACGUGGUAAAACUCAUAGGUUGUUGCUUGGAAACAUCAGUUCCCUUGUUAGUCUACGAGUUUAUCAACAACAAGACCCUCCAUUAUCACAUACACAAUGAAGUUGUUGAGUCCCCCAUGCCAUGGAAAACUCGUCUGAGGAUUGCAGUGGAAACUGCAGAUGCACUUGCUCAUAUGCAUUCUGACGCUCCUAUACAUAUCAUUCACAGAGAUGUUAAAUCAGAGAACAUACUCUUGGAUGAUAAUUUCCAAGCAAAAGUAUCAGAUUUUGGAGUUUCGAGAUUGGUUCCUUUGGAUCAAACUCAGCUACCUACAUUGGUUCAAGGAACAUUUGGAUACAUAGAUCCUGAAUACUUUCAUUCAGGAUUGUUGAAUGAAAAGAGUGAUGUGUAUAGUUUCGGGGUUGUCCUUUUAGAGCUCUUGAUAGGACAGAAGGUGAUUUCUUCUGAUAGGCCUGAAAAGGACAAAAAUCUGGCUGCUUUCUUCAUUGAUAGAAUGAAAGAAGAUCGCUUAUUUGAGAUUCUCCAUGAACGAGUGAGAAAUGAAGGAAACUCGGAGCAGCUUAAAGGGGUUGCUGAGCUCGCAAGACGCUGCUUAAGAAUGAAGGGAGUGAAAAGACCUACAAUGAAGGAAGUGAAAAUGGAGCUUGAGGAACUAAUGAUGGGCAACUGCGUUCAUGUUGAAUUUGCCACUAACGAUAUUGAAGAGACUGAGCCCCUACUUGAUCUGCUAACCAACUCCAAUGGCACUAGUGUAUCAAUGGGGCCUGAUAGUGUUAAGUUUCAAGCAGCCCUGCAGUUAGAGAGUGGACGUUAAGCCGUUGGUAAUAAAUUUACAGCCAGGAUUUCUACAUCGAAUUCUAUCUGUUAUAAAUCGAUUUACAGGAAUAGAUUUUUUAGAUAGUUUUGUUGUCUUUGUUCAUUUAUGCUGUAAUGUGAUGAACAAUCUUGAAUUUCUAUUAAUAUAAAUUUAUAGAAAUAUGGAAUG
Molecule: messenger RNA, 2481 nt
Organism: Manihot esculenta (cassava)
Lineage: Eukaryota; Viridiplantae; Streptophyta; Magnoliopsida; Malpighiales; Euphorbiaceae
Product: wall-associated receptor kinase 2
Exons: 3
Coding region: 1-2310 (769 amino acids)
Biological process (GO): cell surface receptor signaling pathway; protein phosphorylation
Cellular component (GO): plasma membrane
Molecular function (GO): protein serine/threonine kinase activity; ATP binding; calcium ion binding
Source: RefSeq, a predicted model, not a curated record